GUCAUUUCCGUUAUAACGAUGAAGCAUCUACGGGUAUAUGUUGUAAUAUUUGGCUUUAUUUCAUACAUAUUUGUCCGUCGCUUUGGCAAAGACCGACACGAAGAACUUAUUCAGUCCUUGGGUAGAUAUAAGCCUGAUGAAUGUCCUGCGGGCAUUGCCUUAUACCGGCUUGCGACGGAAACUACUUUAUACAAAGUGCAGAUCCAAGAGAAAUUUCCCCACGAUGUGAGUCCAGAAACGAAGUUCUUAAAGCAUUGCUCGUAUGAGGAUUUUAUGUCGAAUGGUACGAAUUUGUUAAAAGAAUACCGUGAAGGGAUGCAAUCGGUGGAUACUGCUUUAACGCACCUUCUUAGACAGUUCUGCUCCAGUAAGAGCGAAGAAGUUGUUCGGGAUUCGAAGGAAGCGUUUGAAGAAAACAGCACUCUUGCAUAUUUGUUGGAGGUAGUGAAAGGCCCCGAAGCCCGCGGCCCACCGGACCUCGAGACCACGUCCUACUACACGAUGACGCGGGGAAUCUUCCCAGGAACGCUGUGGUGCGGCUUCGGAAACAUAGCCGAGGACACUUACGGAAAGUUGGGAGAACAUUCCGAGACUGACGACUGUUGCAGACGACAUGAUUUAUGCAAGCCGAUAAUUAAAGCUUUCCAGGAACGUUAUUUUUAUUCCAAUCCAAGCGUCUUUCCCAUCAGCCACUGCGGGUGUGACGUCAUGUUCUACGACUGUCUUCUGAAAGCGGACUCAUCGACUUCCAAAAUGAUUGGACGAAUUUUCUUCAAUCAUGUCAAAAUGAAGUGUUUUGAUUACGAUGUAAGAGAUGUAUGUGUGUCCACUGUAUUCGGGCUUUGUACGGAAAAGAAGCAGAAGUGUGUAGCUGUUCUUAAGAGUAAUAAAAUAUUCCCAACUUAGUGCGUUUAAUUGUUAUAGAUAAAAAGAGCGGCAUCGUUUCAGUAAUUUCUGGAUUAUAAAUCUAUUUAAAUGUCAAUAAAUUAGUUUAAUACUG
Messenger RNA from Dreissena polymorpha, 1000 nucleotides. RefSeq lists its product as uncharacterized. The record is from RefSeq and is a predicted model, not a curated record. NCBI's taxonomy places the organism in Eukaryota, Metazoa, Mollusca, Bivalvia, Myida, Dreissenidae. Gene Ontology annotation, biological process: arachidonate secretion; phospholipid metabolic process. Bases 19 to 906 code for a protein of 295 amino acids. Gene Ontology annotation, molecular function: A2-type glycerophospholipase activity. The transcript is spliced from 3 exons.